Molecule: messenger RNA, 2195 nt
Organism: Oncorhynchus tshawytscha (Chinook salmon)
Lineage: Eukaryota; Metazoa; Chordata; Actinopteri; Salmoniformes; Salmonidae
Gene: oclnb
Product: occludin b
Exons: 9
Coding region: 217-1674 (485 amino acids)
Biological process (GO): bicellular tight junction assembly
Cellular component (GO): apical plasma membrane; bicellular tight junction; cytoplasmic vesicle
Source: RefSeq, a predicted model, not a curated record
AGGGGAGUGACAAGGAGGAGACAACUCACGACUGUCACCUCCAAGAGAGAGCGACCUGCACGCAGUUUUGAUCGGUGACGUGCAUAGGCGUGUUCGACAACUGCAGACGAGUUUCAGCAUCCGUAAUCAAAAGAAACGCAGAUUCUCCUCGGAACAGUGCAGCAGUGACUGGAUAAAGUGAAGAGUUGAGACCUAGGUGGACCAGAGGAUCCCAGUAUGCCCUCUCACAACAAACGCACCUCUCCUUCCUACCAUCCCGGCAGCAGACGCCAUGAACACAGGCACAAGCAUAGCGAGCAUGUCUCCAACCCAGCCUACUCUUUCUACCCAGAGGAGGAGCUCCUCCACUUCUACCGCUGGACUUCUCCUCCAGGGGUGAUGAAGAUCAUCUCCAUCAUCAUCAUCAUCAUGUGCGUAGCGGUCUUCGCCUGCGUGGCGUCUACGCUCGCCUGGGACUACGACAUGAGCAUGAUGGGAAUGAGCGGCGGCAUCGGCGCCGGGAUGGGCAUCGGAGGCGGAGGAUACGGUGGGAGCUACGGCAGUAGUUAUGGCGGAGGCUCGUCCUACGGCGGCGGUGGUAUCGGCGGAGGCUCGUCCUACGGCGGAGGUAGCUACGGAAGCGGGACCCAGACUGACCCCCUGGCGGGGAAGGGCUUCAUCAUUGCCAUAGCAGCCAUCACCUUCAUCGCCGUGCUCAUCAUCUUCAUCCUAGUGGUGUCGCGGCAGAACGCGUCCCGCUCGCCAAAGUUCUACCUGGGGGCCAUCAUUGUGUCUGCCAUCUUGGCGAUACUAAUGCUCAUCGCUACUAUAGUCUACCUGGUGGCAGUGAACCCCACAGCCCAGUCCUCAGGGUCUGUCUACUACAACCAGAUCAUACAGCUGUGUUCCCAGUACCAGAAUCAGAACCAAGCCCAGGGCAUCUUCAUCAACCAGUACCUCUAUCAUUACUGCGUGGUGGAACCUCAGGAGGUCAUAGCCAUCAUCCUGGGAAUCUUGGUAUUCGUGGGUCUGAUCAUCCUGCUGGUGUUUGCUGUGAAGACGCGUCAGAAGAUCAGACGUUGGGGCCCAGACAGAAUCCUCUGGGAGGAGACCAAGGUUAUCAGCAACAGCCUGCGCACACACACCAUCGGAGAGUGGGUGAAUAACGUGUCUGGUCAGCCGGACACUCUGGUGAAUGAAUACAACGACAAGGUGGGGGGCUCCAGGAACUUCCUGGACCAGCUGCCAGACCACAGACCUCUGUAUCUGCCUGGGAGCUCAGACAUAACAAGUUCGUUGGGAGGACUGAAGAGCAAGCUGAGGGACUACGACACUGGUGCAGAAUCGGGAGGAGAGGAUCUGGACGAGAUCGACUUUAACUCCGAGUUCUCUGCCAUCAUGAAUGAGCAGGAGCGUCUGGACUACAAGAGGGAGUUUGACCGGGACCAUCUUGAGUACAAAGAGCUGCAGGCUGAGCUGGAUGACCUCAACAUGGGCCUGGCUGACCUGGACAAGGAACUGGACAGACAACCAGAGGGCAGCCCACAGUUCCUGGAUGCUAUGGAUAAGUACACCCGGAUGAAGAAUAUGAAGAAGUCCUCAGACUAUCAGCUGAAGAAGAAGAGGUGCAAGCAUCUGAAGGCCAAGCUGUCUCACAUCAAGAGGAAGGUCAGUGAGUAUGACCGCAGACCCUGAACCCUGACCACCAACCCCAGUCCAGAGCAGACUCCACCCUUGUCUGUCCAGGAAACUGGCCCCAAAAGAAGGAAGACCAUAAUGGGAGAGAAGACCCAGAAAAGGCUUUUUUUCAAUGUGAAGUCAUAUGAACUUUUUUUAAGAGGGAGAAUUCUCUGAAUGUCAAAUAACGUUGUUUUAUUUUCUUAUUAAAGUUAGAUUGAUGUUGAGCCCCCCCCCACAGCCCCAGGAUUGUACCCACAGCUGCGGGAAGUAGGGAUGCUGCCGCACCCCCUGAAAAAUCUUGAUGAUGUGGCUCAGUUGAUAGAGCAUGGUGCUUGCUAUGCUAGGGUUCUGGGUUUGAUUCCCACAGAGGACCAGUACAAAAAUCUGUGCACUCACUACUGUAAGUUGCUCUGGAUAAGAGUGUUUACUAACAUGGAAAAGGAAUGAAUAGACCAUUUCAAUUUUCACAUAGAAAUGAGUUGCAAAGUAUUUCAAGAAAAUGGAUAACAUAUCAAUAAAGUUUUUUUUAAAUAUUC